GGGUUACCACCGUACCCUUUUUGCAACUUGUUGGAGACCAACCAAACCUUCGCUAGCGUCUGCACUUCCAUCCACAGCAGCUUCUAGCCAUGGCGUUCAAGAAGGGCGGCGGCAAGAAGGUCUCCGUCAAGAAGCAGAAGCACGGAUUCGUGCGCGCCAGUAGCUCGAAAGGCAGCAAUCCAUUCGACGUGCGUGGCAAUGCCAGCAAGCAAAAGCACGAGGUUAUUGGACGUCGCGUCAAAGGCGCAGGCCGUAAUGUGGCUGCAGCUCGCGCCGAGGCCGAACGCAAGCGUCACAAGACGCUAGGUGCCGAAUUUAAAGCUCGCAACAAGAGCAACGUAUUCAAAGACAAGCGUCUGGGCGAGCAGGACCCUACACUUUCCAUGGAGGACAAAAUGAUGGCACGUUUCCAGACCGAACGCAAGCGUAAACUACGCAACGCGUCCGCAUUUGCGUUACACGACUCAGACUCGGAACAGGAUGACGACGACGCGCUGUUCUUAACGCAUAAAGGCGCCAAAAUCACCGACGACGACUACGAUCAGCUCAAUGCUGACGGUCCACUAGACGACGAGGACGACUCGGAGGAAGGCAAGAAGAUGGACAGGGAUAUUGUCAACCAGCUGCAUUUCGGAGGUGGCAAAGGAGAUAACGAAGAGAGCGAUGGCAAAAGAAAAACGCAUAAAGAGGUUAUGCACGAGGUUAUGAUGAAGGCCAAACUGUACAAGGCCGAGCGUCAGAAGAACAAGAGUUCGCAGGAGGAUGCGACGGAUAAAUUGGACGAGGGCUUCGCAGAUGUGCGUGGACUACUCGAGUUCCGUCCCACACGUGCAAAUGGCAAGGAAUUGUUGCCUAAAGAGCCCAUGGAUGAGUUUGAUAAGCUCACACGAGAAUUUGCCUUUGAGGCGAAAGCCAAGGCCACGGAGCGUCGCAUGUCGCCUGAAGAGGCUGCUGCAAAGGAACGCGAUCGACUGGCAGAGCUGGAAAAGAAACGUGUAGCCCGUAUGAAUGGCGCGGACGACGAUAGCGACAGUGACGAUGACGGAAAGCGUAAGAAAGGCAAGAAAAACAAGAAGAAAACCCCGCAGCUCAUCAUGAUGCCGCCUACGGAUGACGAUCUCACCGAUGGCUACGCAGUUGAUGCGCGUUUUGCCGCUGAAGAAGAGAAUGAAGAAGCUGAAGAUGAAGAGAAUGAGGAGCAAGAGAGUGAAGAGGAAUCAGAAGCUGAUUCUGAGGUGGAAUCAGACGAUGAAGAGGAGUCUAAAGAAGAGAAGGAAGAAGAAGAAGAAGACGAAGAAGAGCAGGACGAUGAAAGUGACGAAGAAACGGAGAAACAGAAGCGUCAGCAGGACGCUGAGGAGGCUGCAGCGGAGCUUCCGUUCGUGUUUGAAUGUCCGGAAUCUCCUGAAGAACUGGCGGCGCUGUUUAAGCAACACGCACGUAACUCUUCUGCGAAGCGAGGCCUUAUCUUGGAGCGCAUCGUGACGUACUACAACCCGCGACUUAGCGUGGAAAACAAGAACAAAAUGAAGCGCUUCUUCGCCGUCAUGGUGCGUCAGUUCCUCAUCUUCGCCGCGCGCUACGCUGGACACAAGCAAGACUUGGACUCGCUAGCCACGAACAUGUACACUUUGGCUCAGCAGAUGGGUGAUACUGCGGGUAUCGUAGUGCGUGAGCUGCUAGCUCAGCUCUUCAAGCGCUUACACAAGCGUGCAUCAACGUCAGCGUGGCCCACUCUACCUGAACUACUGCUGUUCAAGGUGUUAACCUCCAUUUUCCCGACUUCGGACUUACGACACAACGUGGUGUCCCCCAUGGAGACACUACUGGGUGAGAGCUUGGCUCGUGGCACUGUAACGUCGCCACAGGAGGCCACGCAAGCUCUGUUCGCGGCCUCGUUGUCUCUGGAUAUGACGCGGUCUAAGGAACGCUUCAUGCCUGAGGUUGUGAGCUUCCUGACUCGCAUUCUCCGUGCCUUUGUGACGUCUAGUGAUGACAGUUCGACCCAGUGGCUACGUCGGGACUUGCUGGAGUGGGUAUCUGCUCAAAAAGAAGAGAAAAUGCCUGCUCUACCGCGUCUCUCAUUGGCUGGAAGCUCGUCUUGCAGCGGUGUGCAAGUGUUGAGCGCUCUACUGGUUCUACUGGAUGUUGCAUCGGCUCAGUACGCGUCGUUGCCGUCAUUUGACGAGCUGUUCUACCCGCUCUACCUGUUGCUACACGCUCUUGUAAAGCAACUGGAAGACAAUACGGUAUCGGAAGUCAACGCGGUUAUCUCGAAGCUCCACACUCGCCUCGAGUCGUGCUGGAACGCUCGUCGCCCGCUGCGACUGCAAAGUUUCGCACCCACGACGUUGCCGACAUUUGCACCGCAGUUUGAUGAGAAUUACACGGUGCGGAAGGACAAGACGGCGCCGAAGGACACUGCGCAACUCAAGCAGUUGCAGCGCCAGGUCAAGCGCGCUCGCAAGGGAGCGGCGCGCGAACUUCGCCGUGAUGCUGAGUUUAUUCACCGCGAGAAGCAGAAGGAGGAGGAGGCGCGUCUGGCUGCCAAGGAGGAGAAACAGAAGGAGAUCCGCCGCUGGCUCGAGGAACAGAACGCCACGUUCAACCAGCAAGUGCGCAAGGGCGGACACAUGCUCAAGGGCGGAGGCUCCGCUCGUGGACCUGCUCCUCGAGCGCGUACCCCCAGGAAGUAGGCUGCACCACUGUUGCAUUUGCAUUUCCAAUAGAAAAGUUGCAUUUUACAGUUGCAAUUGCCACAAAAAUGAGUCCAAGAUUGCAAGUGAAAAAGUGAACAUGUAUCUCCAUCUACUC
Phytophthora nicotianae INRA-310 is the source of this 2814-nucleotide messenger RNA. RefSeq lists its product as hypothetical. The record is from RefSeq and is a predicted model, not a curated record. Bases 90 to 2696 code for a protein of 868 amino acids. NCBI's taxonomy places the organism in Eukaryota, Oomycota, Peronosporomycetes, Peronosporales, Peronosporaceae. Gene Ontology annotation, cellular component: Noc4p-Nop14p complex; small-subunit processome; nucleolus. Gene Ontology annotation, biological process: maturation of SSU-rRNA. The transcript has 2 exons.